AUGUCAAAAAUCUUAUCGAAUGAACAAUAUCUUUCAACAUCACCAUGUUCUAAUAGUGGACCAUCACAAAUCUUACCAUUUCUCUACUUGGGUUGUCAGGAUGAUGCACUUUCAGUAGAGACAAUGCGAAAUAAUCAGAUAACACAUGUAAUUAAUGUGAGUAAAACCGGAGAAAGAGCUUCGUUUCUUAAUGAAAACGAUGAUGAACAUUUUUUACGAAUACCGAUUAAUGAUUGUCACAAUGCGCAAUUACUACCUUAUUUUGAUAAAGUUUAUAAAUUUAUUGAAAAAGCUCGCGAUAAUAAUGGGCGCGUUUUUAUACAUUGUUUAGCUGGCAUAAGUCGUUCACCGGCUCUUGCAAUUGCAUAUGUCAUGCGUGAUUUAUGUUUGACUGCUGAUGAAGCUUACCAAUAUGUGAAACAAUGUCGACCGAAAAUCUCACCAAAUUUCAAUUUUUUAGGUCAACUAUCUGAAUAUGAACGUACCAUAUCAUUGACACCAAAACCAACAAUGAAUACCAUUCGUCCAAUAGUCAAAUGUUGUACGCUCGAACCACCUAUGAGUGAGCGCCGUUAUUUUGUGCCAUUGGAAACUUCUAGUAAUGCAGAUACUUCCAUCGAACAGCGAACUACCGGUUUGUUACGGCCGACGUGUUUUAACUUCGAUUCGAUCAGUGCAUCCCGACCCAAAACAAGUUUUUCAUCAUCAUUAUCAUCGUCGUCGUCGUCGUCAUCUUCAUCGUUGCCGUCGUCAUCAUCAUCGACUAUGACAAAGCUAUUAUUACAGUCAUCUCCAGAGCAAAGUCUCGUAACACGGAAAGUAUCACGUCCAAAUAACAUUUCAAUAAAACAUUCAACCUUCUCACACGAAUGUUCAACGUCAAAAUUAGUUAAGAAUAAUUGUGAUGUUUUAACAAAUAAUAAACAAAAUGAAACAGUAUUGAUGACUCCCGAUGCAUCUUUAUUAACUGAACAAGCUCACUUGAUAAAUACAUAUUUUCAAGAUUCAACAAUAUUAUCAAAGCCACCAAACGAAUGGAAACCUUUCCCAUCGCCUGAUUCGACUAGUGAGACAACGACAGAUCACGUAUCAAGUCCAGCCCAUGGCUUACUUGUUUCAUACUACGAUUAUUAUUCGCCUAAUUUAAAAAAUUGA
Rotaria socialis is the source of this 1155-nucleotide messenger RNA. NCBI's taxonomy places the organism in Eukaryota, Metazoa, Rotifera, Eurotatoria, Philodinida, Philodinidae. The record is from the annotation of a GenBank genome assembly.